Messenger RNA from Melanotaenia boesemani (Boeseman's rainbowfish), 1881 nucleotides. RefSeq names its product cytochrome P450 2J2-like. The transcript is spliced from 9 exons. Gene Ontology annotation, molecular function: oxidoreductase activity, acting on paired donors, with incorporation or reduction of molecular oxygen, reduced flavin or flavoprotein as one donor, and incorporation of one atom of oxygen; iron ion binding; heme binding. Lineage: Eukaryota; Metazoa; Chordata; Actinopteri; Atheriniformes; Melanotaeniidae. The record is from RefSeq and is a predicted model, not a curated record. Bases 215 to 1696 code for a protein of 493 amino acids. Gene Ontology annotation, biological process: xenobiotic metabolic process. Gene Ontology annotation, cellular component: intracellular membrane-bounded organelle; cytoplasm.
UUAUCAAGCUCUCCGUAUGGCAAUAUAAAGACUGCAGUCAUGUUGCAUGUCCAGCUGCAGUCUUGUUUUCCAAGAGGCCCAAGAGGCCAGCAGUGUUAUGUAACAUAUCAGUUGCCUGUUUUCUUUUUUUCUCCCUCUUCCUGAGCACUUUUCACCCAGUUAGCCCCACACACAAAGUCAUUUCUCUCAGUGGGCUUUUUGAAAUACCUUCAACAUGAUUCUUGAGGCUCUUUUUAAUCGCAUGGACUUCAGCAACUGGCUGUUAUUUGGUUUAAUAUUGCUGCUUUUAAUCAAUGUGGUUAAAAACUGGAGGCCUCAUAACUUUCCUCCUGGACCGUGGUCUCUGCCGUUUCUAGGAAAUAUCUUCACUGGAGCCGACUUCAAAACAAUGGAGAAGCUUUCUCUGGAGUACGGCCCUAUCUUCAGCCUGAGGAAAGGCAGUACAAGGAUGGUGUUUAUUUCAGGGUACAAGAUGGUCAAAGAGGCUCUUGUCAACCAGCUGGACAGCUUUGCUGAUCGACCAGUUGUUCCUCUUUUCCAUGUUAUCUCUAAGGGACUUGGCAUAGUUCUGAGUAACGGUUACAUCUGGAUGAAACAGAGGAAGUUUGCCAACACACACCUGCGUUACUUUGGAGAAGGUAAGAAAUCCCUGGAAAACUACAUUGAAGUGGAGAGUAACUUCCUUUGUGAGGCGUUCAAAGAGGAGCAAGGAAGACCAUUCAAUCCUCACUACACCAUAACAAAUGCAGUGAGUAACAUCAUUGCCUCUGUAAUCUUUGGACAUCGCUUUGAGUACUCUGAUCCAACCUUUCGCAAAAUUCUGGAGUUGGACAACGAGGCUGUUUACCUUUCUGGCUUAGCUCAGACUCAGCUGUAUGAUGCCUUUCCUGGUGUAAUGAAAUACCUGCCAGGACCUCACCAGACUGUCCACUACAACUACAGUGAGUUCCUGAAAUUCCUGCAAAAGGAAAUAGAAAAGCACCAGGAGGAGUGGAACCCGGAUGAUCCUCGAGAUUUUAUUGAUGUUUAUCUGGCAGAGAUAGACAAGAAAAAAGAAGAUCCCCAGGCUGGCUUCAACACUGAAACACUGCUGGUUACCACCCUUGACCUGAUUGAGGCUGGAACAGAAACAACUGGUGCCACGUUACGUUGGGUCAUCCUAUACAUGCUGCACUACCCAGAGAUACAGCAGAAGGUCCAGGCGGAGAUAGACAGGGUGAUAGGACAAUCUCGUCAACCCACCAUGGCUGACAGACCCAACCUUCCUUACACUGAUGCCGUCAUCCAUGAGACCCAAAGGAUUGCAAAUAUUCUCCCCUUUGGAUUUCCCAAAAUGGCCAGUAAAGAUGCUACACUGGGUGGAUAUUUCAUUCCAAAGGGCACACCUGUUGUUACGAUGCUGUCGUCUGUGCUGUUUGAUAAGAACGAGUGGGCAACACCUGAUGUCUUCAAUCCAGAGCAUUUCUUGGAUUCAGAGGGCAGGUUCCUAAGAAGAGAUGCCUUCUUCCCAUUUUCAGCAGGUAAACGUGCGUGUUUAGGAGAACACCUGGCCAGAAUGGAGCUGUUCCUUUUUUUUGCGACUCUUCUUCAACGCUUUACCUUCUCACCUGUUCCGGGAGAGCUGCCAGGCUUGGAGGGUGUGAUGGGUUUCACUAAUGCUCCACAAACGUUCAGGGUCCUGGCUGUGCCUCGUUGAUGUCAUCAUAGCCAAACAUCUCCGUGAUCUCUGUCUUAUUUUUUAGACCAUGAAAUCAGGAGGAUGCAUUAAGUCACAUAACCAAUCAUUUUUAUAACACACAUUUUCCAUAUUGUAUGGUGACUAUGGCUAGUUUAUGACUAAUUAAUAAACAUGCACAGCAGCAUUUGUGGUGACAGGAGCUA